AUGGCUGGCAUUUCAUUCUAUUGGGGUCUCGGCUUGGAAAGUUCGCUCAUCACAGGCACCAUCCGCGUUGGCAUACAGCUCUCCAUACUUGGCGCUAUUUUACAACCAAUUUUUACCUAUGGCGCAAAGCACUGGUGGAUCGUCUUGAUCUACGUCUUGUUUAUGAUCACACUCGCUUCAUUCGAAGCCUCGGCACGAUCCCGAUACGUUUUUGACGGCAUGAUCCCAUGCGUGUUUGCAUCUUUUGUCAUUUCCAUAGCUACUACGUCUGCUUUUGCUUUUGGCAUUUUACUCGAAGUGUCACCUUUCUGGAAUCCACAGUACGUCAUUCCAAUCAUUGGCAUGUUGUUAGGGAACGGCAUCAACGGGGUAGCCCUGGCGCUAAAUACCUUUCUUAACGCCGUCGUGUCAGAUGCCACGGCCGAAAUUGAAUUAUGCUUAGCAUACGGAGGCACCUUUCGGGAAGCCUCUGCGUUGAUGACGCAACAAGCCGUCCGAGUGAGUGCCAUGCCUAUGCUUAACAGCAUGGCAGUCAUGGGACUUAUAUCGAUCCCGGGUAUGAUGACCGGGCAAAUUUUAGGCGGCAGCAACGUGGUCGAAGCGGCAAGAUAUCAAAUGUUGAUUUGUUACUUAAUUGGCGCAACGGCGUUUGGUACCAUUUUGGCAGCAAUUGUGGUUUGCCUUUACGUUGCUUUCGAUUCACAAAAUCAUCGAUUGCGCUUGGAGCGCUUUUCGAAGCGC
Molecule: messenger RNA, 741 nt
Organism: Phaeodactylum tricornutum CCAP 1055/1
Lineage: Eukaryota; Bacillariophyta; Bacillariophyceae; Surirellales; Neidiaceae
Exons: 1
Source: RefSeq, a predicted model, not a curated record